Messenger RNA from Carassius gibelio (silver crucian carp), 1484 nucleotides. RefSeq names its product homeobox protein BarH-like 1. NCBI's taxonomy places the organism in Eukaryota, Metazoa, Chordata, Actinopteri, Cypriniformes, Cyprinidae. The coding region runs from base 449 to 1195 and encodes 248 amino acids. The record is from RefSeq and is a predicted model, not a curated record. Gene Ontology annotation, biological process: regulation of transcription by RNA polymerase II. Gene Ontology annotation, cellular component: nucleus. Gene Ontology annotation, molecular function: DNA-binding transcription factor activity, RNA polymerase II-specific; RNA polymerase II transcription regulatory region sequence-specific DNA binding. The transcript is spliced from 4 exons.
ACAGAGUGUGCCCAAGCAUGCUGAGAAGGAGGUGUGGCGUUGUGCUAGACCUCCUUAAACUCAGAUGUCCAUGAUCCUGCUUCAGAGCUCGGGUUGGUGCGGUAAGAACAGAAACAGGCUGUCCUUGCUGGGCGGAUCAGACUUCUCACUCCAGCUGCGCAGACGGGACCACACAUUUCGGAACUCUUUAAAAGAAAAUCAACAAUUUUACUCGUAUUUUCAGCAUUCUAAGGUCGAGCUUCAGUAAAAGUCUUCUUUACGUAUUUCAAAAGUUCUCCACAAACGCAAGGAUGUUUUUUUUUUUUUAAAUGAUCAUCGCAUGUAAAAAUCUGAAUGGACGUUUAUGCCUCGGUGCUUCACAAGGACAUCUGAAUCCUCAAUGUGACCUCAAGGUUUCUUUAAGCUUGCAGGAGUUACGGAGAACAUUUGCUACAUUUAAACUAUAAUAAUGCAACAUCCUUUGGAGAUCGGGGCGCACUACUACCCCCCGGAAGCCCAUCCAGACCAAAGAUCUCACAGGUACAGGAGUUUCAUGAUUGAAGAGAUUCUUACAGAGCAUCCGGAUCACAAGAUAUCAAGUCCCACUGGAGACCUCCUCAAAUUUGGAGUACAUGCCCUUUUGUCCGCCAGACCAUACCACAGCCACUUAGUCCUGAAAGCAGAUCAGACCAGUAUCCUAAAGUUUCCAGUAUCUCCUCUGUCCUGCUCGCUCGGGGCGCCGUUGGGCUCUGCGCUUCUGGCCGGAGCUGCGGGUCUCCAGCUCGGCUCUUCAUCCCAUCAUCUCCCGCUGGACCUCCACCUUCGGGGUAAACUCGACCCUGGAGCUGAUUCAGUAAGCAAGACAAAGAAAGGAAGAAGAAGUAGGACUGUGUUUACAGAACUACAGCUGAUGGGCUUGGAAAAACGAUUUGAGAAGCAGAAGUAUCUCUCAACUCCUGACAGAAUAGACCUGGCAGAGUCUCUAGGCCUGAGUCAGCUUCAAGUCAAAACGUGGUAUCAAAACAGAAGAAUGAAAUGGAAGAAAGUCGUGUUGCAAGGAGGAGGACUAGAAUCUCCGACCAAACCCAAGGGUCGUCCAAAAAAGAACUCCAUCCCCAGCAGCGAGCAGCUGUCGGAGCAGGAGAGGAUACGAGACGCGGACCGCUUAUCCGACGGCGGUGCUUCUUCACUUUCUGAUGCAAACCAAGAGGAAUAAACGAGAACACGAUUGUCUCCGGGACGCAAACGGACCUAUAAUCGGCCUCUUUGGAUCAUUGUGCACCGAUGCCUUUAUGCUGGCACUUACAGACCUAACCACUUGGCCUGAUUUUAUACCACCUGUUUUGUCUGUUUGUUUGAUUACGCCAACUUCUGCGGGCCUCGAAAAGUCAAAGUGAACUUUUUUUCCAGGACCAGAGCGGUGGUUAGUGAACAGUCUUUCUCUCAGCAUUGAAGGCUGUGGUAUCAUGGACUUUUUUAUCGGCAUAUAUUGUGCUUUUUACGCU